AAAAAUCGACUCGCACAGCACUGUUCCAGUAUCCGCUUCUGAAAAGGCUGAAGUGAGAGCAGUGAGGAGUGGACUUCGCCGGCGGGAAACGAGGUUUCCGGCGUGGUAGGUCCGCGUUAAAGGCUUGAUCUCGUAAUCUUAGUAUCUUGAUCCCUGAGUAAAGAAAUUCGUUUGCUUAGAAAGGGUUUCGAUCAUGGAAGGUUUUUCUUGGCAUUUGAAUCGAUCGGAGCAUCUGGUUGCGGGGCACUAGCUCUUUAAUCUUACGCUGCGGCGAAGCUAAUUUGUUGCUGCUUCUGAGUUACAUUGUAUAAUGGAUGCCGCCGACGGAGUUGAAAUGGAGCUCUCCAACGGGGAUUUUGAGAAAGCUCCGAUUGCUAUUAUGGUCGGAUCCUAUGGAAAUAAAGAUAAUAAAAUCACCAAAAAUGGCACAGAUGAGUUGGAAGAGAAUGGGGCUGACGCCAAACAACCAAACGAAACUUUGGAAGUUCAAUUACAAGCUAGAGGCGCUAAUGGUUCUGAAUUGGUGGUUGAAGUCUCUUCUGCUAUGUCUGAAAAUAAAGUUUCAAUUCUUUCAACGAAAGCUGGAACUGAUCAAGAUGAUAAUUUGGAAAAAAGGAAGGCCCAAAAACUUAGCAAGGAUGGAGCAGGUAGGAAUGAUGCGGCAGUUAAUUACAAGAACCCAAAGGCCGGCCUUUCACAGAGCCUUUCUUUUCCGGCUAAGAGCUUUUCUGCAUUUGACCCAAGGAAGAGUACAACAGCUGUGAAGCAGACAAAUGUAGAUCUGAAUAAUCUCAGUGCAAAUAAUUCAGAAAUUGCUUCUAGUGGUGGACCAACUGCUAGUAAGUUGAGUUUUAAAUCUGCAGGAAGUGCGCAACAAUCAUUGCCUGUUGAUGCUGGUUCAGUGGAUGACUAUACUUCUUCUGCAGCCCAUCAUACUUCUCACACGGAAGUUCAGCGAAGGAGUGCUUCAGGAUUUUCUUUCAGGUUGGAUGAGCGUGCAGAGAAAAGGAAGGAGUUUUUCAUGAAGCUGGAAGAGAAGACCCAUGCAAAAGAAUUGGAAAAGAACAACAUGCAGGCAAAGUCUAUGGAGACCCAAGAGGCCGAAAUCAGGCAGUUGAGGAAAAGUUUGACCUUUAAGGCUACACCGAUGCCGAGUUUUUAUCAAGAACCUAUUCCUCCAAAAGUUGAAUUGAAGAAGAUCCCUCCAACAAGAGCCCGAUCCCCGAAGCUUGGAAGACACAAGUCCUCCACCGCAGCUAACAACUCACAAGUUGAUCACUCAAUUCAAAGUUCAGAGACCCAGCCCAGCUUAGUCAAGCAAAACGGGGAAGCUGAAACUGAUACCGCACUUUCCAAAAUAAGUACUUCCCACAAAUCACAUUCAAAACUACCAUCCAUAAAAUCUGCACUGACUAAACCUGAAGCAAAACUUGCCGGUUCAAAGACCAGAGCUUCAAACCUGAAGCAAAGGAUUGAUAAAGCAAAGGUGAAAGAAAAUGAACAGAGUGGUGAUUCUUCCCAAGACGUUUCAGAAAGCCUAUCUGAGGUUCUCACUGCAUCAGAACCUCUGGCUACUAAUCCUGGUGAAGUUCCUAUCGAAGCUUUACAAAUUUGAAUCGAGAGUCAUUUUUCUUAGUACUAGUUUGUGCAGAUUUGUGAAUAGCUGCAAUAUAUUAUAUUACCAAUUAAGAAUUGUAUAAUUGCUUGUAUUGCCACAUGGAUUUCAUUGUCCUUUCUACUGGUAGAGAGUCAUCGUCUUCCUGUUUUUUUCUGGACGUGUUGAGUAUCCAUGUAUUGUAUAUUAUUUGAUUUGUCUGUUAUAUAUACUUCUGUGCUGACUGCCUAUUUUUGUUGC
This is a messenger RNA of Dendrobium catenatum, 1855 nucleotides long. RefSeq names its product protein WVD2-like 5. The record is from RefSeq and is a predicted model, not a curated record. The transcript has 9 exons. Lineage: Eukaryota; Viridiplantae; Streptophyta; Magnoliopsida; Asparagales; Orchidaceae. Bases 311 to 1615 code for a protein of 434 amino acids. Gene Ontology annotation, biological process: microtubule cytoskeleton organization. Gene Ontology annotation, molecular function: microtubule binding.